AUGUUUACCCCUGCAGGAAGGCAUCUUUUAAUCUUCGUGUACGUCAUCGGCUGGUUGUCAUCAUCUUGGGCCGAGGAUGGUUUCAGGAUUUGUUUCCGAGAAACCGAACGCAGUUCACAAUGCCAAGGACCAUCUUACAGCUGCAGUGGUUGGAGUUCAAAUCCUGCGUGGACUCAGCCAUUUCGAGAUGACACUGACCAGCGAUCUGGAGGCUGUCGGUAUCAAUGGAAGAUUGAGGCACACCAUAACAUUAGAAGAAAUAAAGAGUAUCGCCUCUGCUUUGCUGAAACGGAAGGAAGCUCACAGUGCCAAGGGUCCCGACACUCGUGUACCAAUUGGAGUCGUACCCCAUCUUGGACGAGUUCUUUUCGAGAUGACACGGACGGCAGAGGUGGCGGCUGUAGAUAUGCUUGGAAGAUUGAAUCUCGAACUACAACUAUUACAAAGAAACCAGUUUGUCGAGUCUGCUUUAAAGAAACAGAAGGAAGCUCUCAGUGUCAGGGUUCCCGCCAAAGCUGCAGUGGAUGGAGCGCAAACAAGGUUCCCGCAUGGACAUUGCCUUUUCGAGAUGACACCGAUAAUCGUGGAGGAGGCUGCACUUAUUCUUGGUAUCUGGACUGCACCCCAAAAUGUGAUGCUGCGUUUUGUCCGAGAGACACUCCAUGCCCCUGA
Pocillopora meandrina is the source of this 672-nucleotide messenger RNA. The record is from the annotation of a GenBank genome assembly. NCBI's taxonomy places the organism in Eukaryota, Metazoa, Cnidaria, Anthozoa, Scleractinia, Pocilloporidae.